AUGGAAAUGGAAAUUGGAUCAAGACCUGUCUCGGUCGAGUAUCUCGCUUCUGGGGCCAAUCGACAAACGGCUGUUGCGGAUUGGAGUCGAUGUGGUAUCUUGGCCUUUGGAACUGAUAUCAAUGUUGCUUUAUGGCGACCUUUGUCGGAUCCGCCUAAGGGAGUUAGCAAGUUACUCAACGGGCACAAGAGCACCGUCAAGGCCCUGACUUUUCUUCCUGAACAAGACCAAGAUGAAAGCUCCUAUCUCAUCUCUGGAUCAGAUGAUAAGACUUUGAUUCUCUGGAAGGCACCGCGGGACAGUGAGGACUUCAAGCCUAUUCACACCGCAGCUGAACACACUGCUGCCAUCAACUGCAUCGCUGUUUUGAGGAUCAAGGGGGCUCGUAAAUGGAUUAUCGCAACCGGAGGUGCAGAUGCUUCCAUAAAGAUCUGGAGCCUUGAGAAUGAUCAACUGUCACUUCUUCAAAGCGUCAAGACGACACCCAAGUACUUCCCCAUGUGCCUAUCGCUCAGUUAUGCUGGCGACGAGGACGACCUUUUGGUGUUGGCAUCCGCAGGCACAAAGGAUAUUAUCCAGAUUCACACAGCCGAGGCGAAAUCAGACAAGAUCCAGUUCAAUGUCCAAGCAAACCUGUCUGGACACGAGGGUUGGAUACGGAGCUUGAGCUUUGCAAAGGAGACAACCGCCCCUGAGAGCGAUUUGCUCCUCGCUUCAGCAAGUCAAGACAAGUACAUCCGUAUCUGGAGACUCCACCAGGGCAAAGAACUACCUGCUGCCGCGGCCAGCGGUUCAGACCCUUUAAGCGAUGCCUACCUGCCUGGCAAAUCCCCUUCCAAUAAAGCCCACCGUCUUAACUCAGCUGGCAAGGACUUCUCCAUCACCUUUGAAGCUUUACUUCUGGGCCACGAGGACUGGAUUUACAGCGCACGCUGGCAAAGACAGGAGGAUGGAAAGCUUCAGCUGCUGUCUACCUCGGCUGAUAACUCCCUUGCCAUCUGGGAAGCUGACCCAAGCUCUGGGAUCUGGAUUAGCAUGGCGAGACUCGGCGAGAUUAGCAGAGAAAAGGGUGCUACGACAGCCACAGGCAGCACAGGCGGCUUCUGGACAGGCCUGUGGUCGCAUGAUGGCAAGUCGGUGGCCUGUCUCGGCCGUACUGGAAGUUGGAGACGAUGGGAAUACAUCGUUGCAGAAGACCUUUGGCGGCCAUGCGUUGCCGUAUCAGGACACACCAGAGCUGUUACCGGUGUCACAUGGGCCAAGAACGGAGAGUACAUCCUAUCAACGAGUUCAGACCAGACGACACGACUGCACACGCGCUGGGACAGACCAGGAAACGAAACAUGGCACGAAAUGUCCCGGCCUCAGAUCCACGGCUACGACCUCAACUGCAUCGACUCCGUGGGAGCGUCCCAGUUCGUUUCAGGGGCUGAUGAGAAGCUAAUGCGAGUCUUCAGUGAGCCCAAGGCUGUUGCCUCCAUGCUUAACCGUCUCGCAGGUAUUGGAGGCAGUAUGGAUGUUCAGAACAUGCCUGACGCUGCCAACAUGCCAGUCCUGGGUCUGUCUAACAAGGCCAUUGAUACCGUGGAGGACGAUCAAGAGAUCCAGCCCAUUGAUGACCGAGACCGUGAAGCCAUGGACCCAGCUUCGAUAGUCAAGAAGUCGCACCUGGAGAUUGACCACCCCCCUUUCGAAGAGACACUCUCACGACAUACUCUCUGGCCCGAGACCGAGAAGCUCUACGGACACGGCUACGAGAUCUCCUGCCUUGCAGCCAGCCACGACGGCACCCUCGUCGCCAGUGCAUGCAAAGCCAGCUCGACCAACCACGCCGUCAUCCGUCUCUUUGAAACAACCCGCUGGACUGAGCUUCGACCGCCCCUGACCGCACACUCCCUUACAGCCACCCGUCUCCGAUUCUCUUAUGAUGACCAGUUCCUUCUGAGUGUAGGCCGUGAUCGCCAAUGGGCCGUCUUCGAGCGCGCGCCCGAGGAAGAGGCUGCGUACAAGCUCCUCCAGAUCAACCCCAAGGGCCACGCUCGUAUGGUUCUCGAUGCAGCAUGGGCACCAGCGCCAUCUACAGCGCCCGUGUUCGCGACGGCCGGUCGUGACAAGCAGGUUCGCAUAUGGGCGGCUAAGGCUAACGAGGAUGGAAAAUUGCAGUUCUCCCAGACUGCUUCCAUCGUGACCGCCUCACCGGUUACCUCGGUCGAUUUCAUUCCCCAGGUUGUUGAAGGACGGUUUGUACUUGCUAUCGGCACAGAGCUUGGCCAACUGAACCUGUGCAUAAUCAAGGAGGAUGGAACUGACGUUGUUGAGAAGCCCGCCUGUGAAGAUUACUGCUUGCCCAAGGCCGUACACCAACUCGCAUGGCGCCCUGUGGCAAGAGACGAUACAGACAGGCCAUACGAGCUAGCCAUUGCAGGUGAAGAUAGUUCACUUAGAGUGUAUGCUUUUAGCCUGGCAUACUUCAAAGUGUCUACAGACUCGUCGCAAUAA
This is a messenger RNA of Fusarium sp. VM40, 2499 nucleotides long. The record is from the annotation of a GenBank genome assembly. NCBI's taxonomy places the organism in Eukaryota, Fungi, Ascomycota, Sordariomycetes, Hypocreales, Nectriaceae.